Molecule: messenger RNA, 2114 nt
Organism: Bufo bufo (common toad)
Lineage: Eukaryota; Metazoa; Chordata; Amphibia; Anura; Bufonidae
Gene: FGB
Product: fibrinogen beta chain
Exons: 10
Coding region: 1-1590 (529 amino acids)
Biological process (GO): platelet activation; protein polymerization; blood coagulation
Cellular component (GO): fibrinogen complex
Molecular function (GO): signaling receptor binding
Source: RefSeq, a predicted model, not a curated record
AUGGAGGACACACAAGUGUCAUUGAAAUCCUAUGAGAGCAAACUCAGGGGUCACGUGUCAUUACCUGGAGGCUUUAUAAAGAGAAGGGUACCUCCAGAGAGGCUAUCACAGCUAAGCAUGGCUAAAUUAUUGAGGGUGGCCGUAUUACUAGUCCUCUGCACCACAGCAGUGUGGUGCACCAGUGAUUAUGAUGAAGACGAUGGGGGGGAUGAAGCAGAAAAGAACACGGAAACAUCGGUUGAUGCAAGAGGACACAGGCCACUCCCUUCAGGACAAAAACUGCCUCCAACCAGAAAGCCUCCUCCACCACCACUCAGUGGAGGUGGCUACAGAGCACGUCCGACCAAAGCUCCAGCCAAAGGAGAGAAGAAAGGACCCGUAGUGUUUCCUGACAGUGGAGGAUGUAAACAUCUACAGGAUGAGUUGGGAGUGUUAUGUCCCACUGGUUGUGAAUUGCGCACCAAUCUUCUAAAACAACAAAGGAAUGUCAAAAACUCUGUGGCUAACAUUCGUCCCAGGCUGGAGUCACUGUCUCAUUCAUCAACCAAUAUUUUCAAGUAUGCCUCUAUACUUGGAGAAAAAUUCAAAGAACGACAGGAACUCAACAAAGAAAAUGAGAAUCUUAUUAAUGAAUACAGUAUAGAUCUGGAGGAACACUACACUUAUAUCAAGGAAAAUGUGGAUAACAAUAUUCCAUCCAACAUCCGCAUCCUCCGCCAAGUGUUAGAGAAUCUGAGAUCCAAAAUCCAGAAACUAGAAACCACAAUUUCCUUCCAGGUGGAGAACUGCCGAACUCCAUGUGUUACAAGUUGCAACAUUCCAGUGGUAUCUGGCAAAGAGUGCGAAGAAAUCUACAGGAAAGGUGGGGAGACAUCAGAGAUGUAUCUCAUACAGCCAGAUGCAUUCUUCAGGCCAUACAAAGUUUACUGUGAUAUGACCACACAAGAUGGCGGAUGGACAGUAAUCCAGAACAGACAAGAUGGCAGCGUUAACUUUGGAAGAACAUGGGACAGCUAUAAGAAUGGAUUUGGAAAUGUUGCUUUCAAUGGAGGAAAAGGAAUCUGCGAUACUCCAGGUGAAUAUUGGCUCGGUAAUGAGAGAAUUAGCCAGAUUACUAACCUAGGACCCACCGAAGCUUUGAUUGAAAUGGAAGACUGGGACAGCAACAAAGUUUCAGCCAAGUAUACUAGUUUCACUGUGCAAAAUGAAGCAAACAAAUAUCAGCUUUCUGUGAGUGGCUACAAGGGUACUGCCGGAAAUGCUCUCAUGGAAGGGGCUUCAGAACUUAGAGGAGAAAACAGAACCAUGACAAUACACAAUGGCAUGUUCUUCAGUACUCAUGACAGAGACAAUGACGGAUGGUUGCAUGCAGAUCCAAACAAACAGUGCGCCAAAGAAGAUGGUGGUGGUUGGUGGUACAACAGAUGCCACUCUGCUAAUCCUAAUGGCAGAUAUUACUGGGGUGGAUAUUACACAUAUGAUAUGGCAAAACAUGGUACAGAUGAUGGUGUUGUAUGGAUGAACUGGAAGAAAUCCUGGUAUUCAAUGAUGAAGAUGAGCAUAAAAAUCCGCCCGUUCUUCAGCAAUUAAAAACAUGUCAUAUGGUGCCUGAAACAGCAAGACAUCAACACAGCAGUCUGAGCCAAAGUACAUCAUCCAACACGUGGAACACUUCAGGUCAUCUGUCAGGAUGACUCUAUGCAUUGUUCUAGAGUCAUGUAUUAGAAAGCAACUAAGUAGAUGUAAUGUAUGAGCCAAAACAUCCAACACCCAGGGUCAUCAUCCCACAAUGCUCUCCUUAACAGUAAAAAUAAAGAAGGCAUAUAAGAAGUCUGUUAACAUUUUACACCACAAUCCAAACUCAAAAUGCUUGAUGCAGUCCUUCAGUGAGUGUUAUAAUGGCAACAAUUUGCCGACAUUUCCUUUUUUCUUAUUUAUGACUGAUUAUAUGAUUUUCUAUCUAGCUGUUAGUAAAUCAACUAGCGGUUGCCCACUGUGGCUACGACAAACAAAUGACCAUAUUGAGGACCAGGUUGAUCACUGAAACAUGUUGUUAUGGUGAUGUCACUUAAAAGCUGUGUAACAAUAAAGAAGCUGAAGUAUUGUCUACAGUG